AUGACACAGCAAUCGGUUGUGCUGAAAACGGGUGGUAACUCCGGAUUUGGCUUCGCGGUCGCAGAAGAGUUGGGUUCUGAUUCUACAAAACACAUUCUCUUGGGAUGCCGGUCAGCUGAGAAGGGCGAAAAGGCAGUGGCAGAACUCCAGAAUCGAGCACAAGCAACGAUUGACUUUGUCCGGCUUGAUAUUACAGAUGAGAAGUCGAUAUCUGCUGCAGUCAGUGAGGUUGAGAAGAAAUACGGGAGACUGGACGUUCUUGUCAACAAUGCCGCCACGCUUGAUCAAAACCAAGAAUCACUAGCCCUUCAGAUGGCAUCAUGCUUCGAGACGAACUCAACUGGCGUAGCUUUGGCGGUCGAUGCCUUUCUUCCAUUGCUGAAGAAGUCAACGAGCGUAGCACGCAUCAUCAAUAUCUCCUCUGGCGCAGGCUCCCUCAGACGAAGAGUGAAUCAGAGCCCGAACGCACAGGUGGUUGGGAUGCAAGGCGUUGCUUAUGCUGCCAGCAAGGCGGCUCUCAACAUGAUUACUCUCGCCCAGGCGAAAGCCUACGGUGGAGAUGCGCUGAAGGUGUUUGUAUACACGCCCGGUUUCGUUAUAAGUAACUUGUCGACGCUCAAUACUGUUGAGAACGGAGCGAAGUCGCCCAAGGAUGGCGCAUUAGGCCUCGUGAAGGUGAUCAAUGGCGAGAGAGAUAGCGAGCAUGGUGGUUUCUUGUCCGAGUCGGGCCAAUACGAAUGGUAG
This is a messenger RNA of Zasmidium cellare ATCC 36951, 744 nucleotides long. RefSeq lists its product as uncharacterized. NCBI's taxonomy places the organism in Eukaryota, Fungi, Ascomycota, Dothideomycetes, Mycosphaerellales, Mycosphaerellaceae. The record is from RefSeq and is a predicted model, not a curated record. The transcript has 2 exons. Bases 1 to 744 code for a protein of 247 amino acids. Gene Ontology annotation, molecular function: oxidoreductase activity.